Nannochloropsis gaditana CCMP526 is the source of this 920-nucleotide messenger RNA. RefSeq names its product snf2 superfamily rad5 protein. The annotation marks the transcript as partial. Gene Ontology annotation, molecular function: ATP-dependent chromatin remodeler activity; ubiquitin protein ligase activity; ATP binding. The record is from RefSeq and is a predicted model, not a curated record. The transcript has a single exon. Gene Ontology annotation, biological process: DNA damage response; protein polyubiquitination. Gene Ontology annotation, cellular component: nucleus.
CGUCGUCCCUGGCACAUUGCUGAACCAGUGGAUGAUGGAGGUCCGAAAAACCACAGAGGCGGGGGCCCUGGAGGCGCUGGUCUUCCGAGGGAAUGUCAAAGUGACGAAGAGCUUGCGGGAAUUGCGACGCAUCUCACGCGAGGGGUGGGUGGGCUCUUUCAUUCCAUCCGCAGCAGAGUUGCCCGUGGGAGAGCUGGUAUGGGCCCCCGUCUGCCUCACCCCGGAUCGUGAAAACCAGGGCUCGGCGCGCCGGGGUACGGCCGGUCCUGCCUCGUCCUCGCCUUCCCAUCCCCCGGCCUCGCUGCGGGAUCCGGACAGGAGACGCCUUCGCGAGAGCUACCAGCGGGCGAAGGUCUUGAAGGUCAUGGAAGGGCCGCUGGGCGCCACGGUGGAGCUGCGCUACUGGUACGAGAGGAACGAAGUGUGGGAUGCCGACCUGGUGAUCACUACCUACGACGUCCUUCGUAACGCGAACGGCGGGCCCAUGCUCCGGCACGUGCACUGGCACCGCGUCAUUCUCGACGAAUGUCAGGAGAUUCGGACCUCCACCUCGGCGAUCGCGAAGCUGUGCUCGGUCCUGCACGCCACUCACCGGUGGAUGGUGAGUGGCACCCCACUCUUCGCCUCUGUGGACGACCUCUUCGGCGAGCUGCAGUUCCUGGCAGUCUCCCCCUUCUCGCUGGCCAACGAUGGUUUCUGGGAGGCGAAGGUGGGGGGGCCCUGGAGGCGACGGGAGGAAUCCGCUUUGAGGUUGCUGCAUCUACUCGUCUCGGUCUGCAUGAUGCGGCACUCCAAGGGCCAGGUGUACGCCUGUACCGGCAGCCCUUUGGUGGCGAUGCCAACUCGGACCAUCACCUGGCAGCCCGUGGAGGGAAGCUCAGUCUCGGAGCAGUUUUGCUAUGCCUAUCUGGAGGUGCUGG